AUGCAGGAGGGUCUCCGGAUUGGCAAGAUACGGCUCAGCGGAGGCAAGAGGAAUCCUACGUGUCUAGCGCCCCAUUCCGCAGCAGAUACAGACGAUGACAUAUGCAUCCGCCUUAGCACGACCGAUCUGCUGAUUGCGCGUGCGUGGAAUGUCCGGGACCAAGGCGGAAGCCGUGUGCGCAUGUGCAUUUGUGGAAAAUAUUGCCGACCGGUACCAGAAGAUUUUAUUUCCCGGGAGCUCUUUGAUACAGUUCAGGUAUACAUCAUCACUAAGCCCGAACUACAGAACAAGCUCAUUACAGUUACAGCCAUGGACAAAAAACUAAUUGGCUGCCCAGUUUGUAUUGAGCAUAAGAAGUAUAGCCGGAACGCUCUGCUCUUUAACCUCGGUUUUGUUUGUGAUGCUAGAGCUAAAACCUGUGCCCUGGAACCCAUUGUGAAGAAAUUGGCAGGUUAUCUCACAACUCUGGAGCUUGAGAGUGGCUUCAUCUCCAAUGAUGAGAGCAAGCAAAAGUUGAUACCGAUAAUGACCAUCCUGCUUGAGGAAUUGAAUGCCACUGGCAAAUGCACUCUGCCAAUAGAUGAAUCAAACACCAUUCACCUGAAAGUGAUUGAGCAACGCCCAGAUCCCCCCAUUGUGCAGGAAUAUGAUGUUCCUGUUUUCACCCAAGAUAAGGAUGACUUCUUCAAUUCCCAGUGGGACCUCACCACUCAGCAGAUCCUGCCAUACAUUGAUGGGUUUCGGCACAUUCAGAAAAUCUCAGCUGAAGCAGAUGUGGAGCUCAAUUUGGUUCGAAUUGCCAUCCAGAAUCUGUUAUACUAUGGAGUAGUGACUCUCGUUUCCAUACUUCAGUAUUCAAACGUGUAUUGUACUACUCCCAGAGUUCAGGAUCUGGUAGAUGAUAAAUCUCUCCAAGAAGAAUGCCUGUCCUACAUCACAAAGCCAGGUCACAAACGAGCGAGUCUGAGAGAUGUUUUCCAGCUGUACUGUGGACUGACCCCUGGCACAACUGUUCGAGACCUCAUUUGUCGCUAUACAGUUCAACUCCAGAGAAUAGAUGAAAGGAAGCUCAUUCAGUUUGGUUUGAUGAAAGGUCUUAUUCGGAGGCUUCAGAAGUAUCCCGUGAAAGUCGCCCGGGAUGAAAGAAGUCAUCCAGCACGGCUCUACACAGGCUGUCACAGCUAUGAUGAAAUCUGCUGUAAAACAGGCAUGAGCUACCGGGAGUUGGACGAGAGGCUGGAAAAUGAUCCCAAUAUAAUUGUUUGCUGGAAAUGAGUCUGUCCAAGGAAGCAGACAUUUCUUCAUCAUGCCCUGUAAACGAUUGCUCGAGCUGCCUGGAACUCAGAGGUGGCACCAGGAUCUCUUGGAGAGCAGCGUUGCUCUUGUUGUAUGAGACUGUGCAGCUUUUCAAGCCAGUGUUGCUUGGAAAGAAUUAGUUAAGUGGGCUUGUGUUGCUAACUGAAGACGAAGUAUGGAUCCUGUUUCUCUGAGAGGAAAACUGCAUGUUACACUUAAUUGCAUGUAAUGAUAUCCCAACAGCUGUUUGUUUUUGAAACAGAAUCUACUGGAGGCCUAAUGUUAAGCAAGCAAUUGUGGAAUGGAUGGGUGCUUAAUGCAUUCCUUGUUUUCCAACGUUCCCCACCCUAUUACAUUCCCCAUGGGGUUCCAAGUAUGUAUUUGAGAACAGAUAUGUAUCUGGAACCCCAUGGUAGGAGAUUUGGACCAGAAGAAUGGCUGGUGUAGAAGAGGCUAGGCACUCAUCCACACACCCAUCCUUCCAAACUGCCUUCUCAAUGAUGCUUUUCAGUUAAAAAAUCUUUGGGGGGCUUCAUUUCACAUAAUUGUAGUUUGUUCCCAAUAGUCUGAAAAUAUUAAUCUGUUGCUGCCUCCACCCUCUGUGCCUCCACCCUCUGUUCAUUUGCUAUCUAUGGAACUGACUUCUGGAAACUAUUCCAUUUAAUGUGAAAAAUCAGGAUGGCCCCGUUUCUCUGAAACUUUUCACAGUGUUCACAGUCCAUUCUCGCCCUUGUUUCUAGCAAAAGGAUUCAGUUCAAAUAUCUGCUGUUAUGAAUCUAGCAGUAGUACUAUGUUCAUCCCUGGACUAAAGCACCAAAUUGAAAAUAUACUGUAGUAAAAUUACACCAAUGAAGCAGGAACUGUAGUGAUAACUGAAUAUUCUAUUGUAGCCAUUUAUUUUGAGUGCACCCUAUGAAUUAUAAUUGGGGAAGAGAAAUUACAGACAUUUUUAUUAUUUUAUUAGGUCAAUAUAAAUAAUAAUCUCCUGUACAAUUAGCCAUUUAAAUACAACAGGAUGGGAUACAGCAGGGGUGUCAGACAUAAGGCCCAGGGGUCGGAACCAGUCUGUCCAAGGCUCUUAUGUGGCCCACAAGCAACUAGUGCAAGGGAGGGAACAGGAGACUUCUCGGGAGGGUGGAGUGGGUGGAGUCACUCUG
Molecule: messenger RNA, 2453 nt
Organism: Gekko japonicus
Lineage: Eukaryota; Metazoa; Chordata; Lepidosauria; Squamata; Gekkonidae
Gene: NPRL2
Product: NPR2-like, GATOR1 complex subunit
Exons: 12
Coding region: 1-1275 (424 amino acids)
Biological process (GO): negative regulation of TORC1 signaling; cellular response to amino acid starvation; positive regulation of autophagy
Cellular component (GO): GATOR1 complex; vacuolar membrane
Molecular function (GO): GTPase activator activity
Source: RefSeq, a predicted model, not a curated record